Messenger RNA from Ricinus communis (castor bean), 4551 nucleotides. RefSeq names its product increased DNA methylation 1. The coding region runs from base 566 to 4534 and encodes 1322 amino acids. The transcript is spliced from 9 exons. Gene Ontology annotation, molecular function: DNA binding; acyltransferase activity, transferring groups other than amino-acyl groups. Lineage: Eukaryota; Viridiplantae; Streptophyta; Magnoliopsida; Malpighiales; Euphorbiaceae. The record is from RefSeq and is a predicted model, not a curated record.
UUUUAAAUAAACAAUGCAAAGAGACAGAGGAAAGGCAAAAGCAAAGUUCAGUUAAUUACAGACAUGAGAAAGAAGAGAAACAAACAACACAAUACAAAGAGUAUACAUACACACUCUCACUCACAUGGUAGUGUGAGAGAGAGAGAGAGUGUGUGCGUGAGUGAGGAGCGAGAAAGUACAUGCCAUCUGUUGUACCAGAGAGGGCACUAUUUAGCUUCUCCAAAGCCAACCCUCUUUCUCUAGUUGCAGCAGAAAAAAAAAAUUAAAAAAAGGAAAAAAACACUUUUUUAAUUAUUAUAUUGCUUAUCUUUCUCUCUGUCCAUAUCUCUCUCUCUCUUUGUUUCCAGAUUCUCUUUACCUCUUUUAAGCAAAACCCAUUAGUCCUCUUCACCUUUUUAAUACCCUAAUUUUUUUUUUUCCAAUGCUGAUCACCAUCUACAUUUUCAAGGUUAUGUUGCAUUAGUGAGUCCAACUACUUGUGAACAUAUCCAGUAGUUUAUCCUUGUGUUUGUAGUUGUUGUACGGCAAGGAUUAGAGACUGUAGGUCUCCAGUCUCUUUAUAGUAAUGUUCAGCUCAGCACUUGAGGAUUUGGGUAAUGAACGCUUUGGGGGUUCACAUCAUGAGAACCGCAUUUUUGCAGAAGUUUUCUUUGGAAAAGCUACUGGGGGCACAAGUAAAAGGAGUCUUGUCAGCAGCUUGAAAAAAUUAGAGUGUGAUGACAGUAAGAUUCCUGACAUGUCCUUAUGUUCCAACAGUGAAAGUUCAGCUGUAACAAGCCAGUCUUCCUCCAAAAGCUCCUUAGUGGAGGAUACUGAUAUAAAUGAGAAUUAUGGGGAGGCUUCUGUUUCUGGUAAUUUUCAAGAAAGAUUAGAGAGAGAAGAUCAGAAUAUGAGUGUCAAGCGAAUGAAGUUUUCAGUUGAUGAUCCAUCUAUCAGUAAACAUGAUACAGUAAAAGUUUUCUGCUCAUCCGGGUUACCUCAAGAGAUUGUUAAUGAUGUGCCUUCUGCAAAUAGAGAUUCCUGUAGACAAACCAUUGCAUUUCAUAUUGUUGAAUCAUCCUGUCAGGGUGCUAUAUCCAGUUGCUAUCUAUCAAAGAAAGAUGUAAAAAUAGACAGAGGUAGAGAUGUAUGUAAUAAGGAUGUCCUGAACUGCAGAUUGCAAAUUGCUGAUAAAAAAGUAGGCAAGGAUGUGGGUAUUUGUAAAGCUGUUGCUUCACCUGUUUCCCAAGAAAGUAUUGCAACUAAGCUUUUGCUUACAACUCCUUCCACAGCAAUUUUAGAGAUGUCUGGGACUAUUCAUGCUACAGAGAGAUUGGAGGAACUAAAUUCACCAGCAUUGCAUAUAUCCAAUACUUUGAGGACAGAUCCUAAGAUGGAUCCUCGUCCUGUUCUUCAGAGGCAUAUCAUUCGCUUGCUUUUGACUGCAGGCUGGUGUGUAGAGAGAUAUAAGAGGCCGAGUCGGAAACAUAUGGAGACUAUUUAUCAAUCUCCUGAGGGGAGGAUAUUUCGUGAAUUCCCUAAAGUUUGGAGGUUGUGUGGUCAAACUUUGUAUGCUGAAAGAUAUGAUUUCGUUCAGGAUGACAAUGGUAAGGAAUGGACAGACAUCUGCCACUUUUGGUCUGACCUCUCAGAUGCAUUAAUGAACAUUGAGAAAGAGUUAGAUCAAACUGAUGCAUUGGCUCAUCAAUGGAGUCUUUUAGAUCCCUUUGUUAAUGUUGUAUUCAUUAAUAGGAAGGUUGGUGCCCUAAGAAAGGGAGAUACUGUUAAAGCUGCACGAAGCUUGAUGAUUGGCAAGAAUGAAACAAAUAAUGCUGUUUUGGCUGGUGCAGGAAAACCAUCUGCGCAGACUCUAUUGACUCAGCAUAGUGAUUCUUCUAUGGCCAUUGAAAGUGCAUCUACAAUUUGUGAAGGAAAUUACCAUGCCUAUAUUCGGCAAUAUGGUGAUAUUAGCUUAUCAAAAUACGGUGAGCACAUAGAAUCUAUGUGUAUGGUUGAUGCUGCCAGUGAGUUGAGAAACCAGUCUUGCAGAAUGUGCAAGGAAAGACCAGCUUCCUCACAACCUAGUGUGUCAGAGAGCAGUUGUAUACAGUUAUGUGGAUGGCACAGUAAUAUCUCAGUCACUGAUGGAAAUGUUAAUCUGUUGGGGGGAUCUGAAUCUGUUUCCCCUCAUCAAGAUAGCAGCUUGGUUGAUUUAGAUGAUGGGACUGCUCACAUGGAUUUUUCUUAUGGCCAAGAUGAGCUGAAUUGUACUCAAUUUGUUAAUUUGGAUCUUUCCCAGAAAACAGAGCUCAAUGAAGAGGAUGGACAGUGUAUUGAAGCUUCCAGGUUCAAACCCAAGGAUAAAACUACUUUUAAAAAGAAGAUGCGCAGGAAGUCUAGAAAGAUAUCUGAAAUCAGAUCAACCACUUUAAACCAAAGUGGAAAUUUCAAUACACUUGGCAACCAAUUGGAGUCGAAAGAUGCAAAGAAAGACUUGGUUGCUAAUGCAAGAUCUAGAAAAAGCUGCAACAAAUCAACGUCUAUGGAUAGUCACCUGCAUCAGGUUGACAGAAAAGGCUCAAAACUAAAGAAGAUGCAUCAUAAUUUUGAUGGCUGUAAAGGCAAACGAAAGAGAACUAGAUGCCUGAUUCAUGAUGAUGAUCUAUUGGUGUCAGCUAUUAUUAAAAACAAAGAUUUCAUCUCGAAUGGCCCCAAAUCUACAUAUAAAAAGAAGGCCUUCAAAUCAAGGGCUAAAACAAGGACUAAGAGUCAGAAAGGGAGCUGCAGGCUGCUCCUCAGAAAUUUAAGCAAAGUGGGGAAACAUUGCAAUGAUGGUAAGUGGUCCAUAAUGGGACCUAGAACAGUUUUGUCAUGGUUGAUUGACAUCGAGGCCAUAUCUCUAAAUGAUGUGAUCCAGUAUCGAAAUCCAACAGAUGAUACUGUGAUUAAAGAUGGUCUCAUUAAGAAAGAAGGCAUCAUGUGUAAGUGCUGCAAUAUGGUGCUCUCAGUUACUAACUUCAAAAAUCAUGCUGGGUUCAAGCAGAGUCGCCCCUGUUUAAAUGUUUUCAUGAAAUCUGGAAAGCCCUUUACUCUGUGUCAGCUGCAAGCAUGGUCAGCUGAAUACAAGACCAGGAAAAGCAGGACAAUUAAAGUGGUGCGAACUGCUGAUGAUGAUGAAAAUGAUGAUUCAUGUGGGUUGUGUGGGGAUGGUGGUGAGUUGAUAUGCUGUGAUAACUGUCCUUCUACCUUUCAUCAGGCUUGCUUGUCUACAGAGGAGCUCCCUGAAGGCAGCUGGUAUUGCCCAAACUGCACCUGUUGGAUAUGUGGGGAGUUGGUCAAUGAUAAAGAGGAUAUCAAUUCUUCCAACGCAUUUAAGUGUUCACAGUGUGAGCACAAAUAUCAUGAUUCAUGCUGGAAAAACAAAACUAUAGGGAAAGGAGGUGCUUCUGAUACUUGGUUUUGUGGUGGAAGCUGUCAAGCGGUUUACUUUGGUCUUCAAUCUCGUGUGGGCAUCAUUAAUCAUAUUGCUGAUGGCGUUUGUUGGACACUGCUUAAAUGCAUUCACGAAGACCAAAAGGUUCAUUCUGCUCAACGACUUGCCCUUAAGGCGGAAUGCAACUCAAAGUUAGCUGUUGCUCUUACUAUUAUGGAGGAAUGCUUUCAAUCUAUGGUAGACCCAAGAACAGGCAUAGACAUGAUACCUCAUGUUUUAUACAAUUGGAGGUCGGAAUUUGCUCGUCUAAAUUUCCAUGGCUUUUAUACUGUGGUCUUGGAGAAAGAUGAUGUACUUUUGUCUGUAGCAUCCAUCAGGAUACAUGGAGCAACAGUUGCAGAGAUGCCUCUCAUUGCAACUUGCAGUAAUUACCGUCGCCAGGGAAUGUGUCGGCGCCUUAUGACUGCUAUUGAGGAGAUGCUCAUCUCCUUCAAGGUGGAAAAGCUUGUUGUAUCGGCCAUUCCAGAUUUAGUGGAGACAUGGACAGAGGGUUUUGGCUUCACACCUAUGAGUAAUGAUGAGAAGCAAAGUCUGAACAAGAUCAACCUGAUGGUGUUCCCUGGAACAAUAUUGCUGAAAAAACCAUUGUAUAUAACAAAUAAGUCAGAAACGCUAUUGGAGGAGCAUGCCAUUGACUACUUAGAGCAGUCUAAUAGAAACUGCUAUGUGGAGCAAGAUGGUCUCAAAAUGGAGGCCAAAAAUGUUGAAAACACAAAUAUGCAAGAAUUUGGAGUUAGUGCUGAACGGAAAAUCGCAGAUGGUGUUGAAGGACCAGGGCACUUAUCUCCCUCGUUAACUAACAAACAGGCCGAGUCAGUAAAUCCAUCGGAGAGAAACUUUUGCUCAAAUAAGGGUGAGACUAAGUCGGAGGAUAAUAUAUCAAUAGUAGGAGAAAGCAAAGGUAGUAAUCUGCGGGAACAAUUUUCAAAGCAGUUCUGCGAAGAGUCAGUUUCAGUUGUAGGAAGAAGCCAGUCUGAAGUGGCUUGUAAUGUUCAAUCUGUAAAUGAUGAGCUUUCUUUGGACAGGAAGGUACAGCAAGUUUUUGAGAUAAAUGAGAAGUAGAAAUAAGUUUUAUAAAA